AUUCAGUCCAGUCCGCGUUCACAGCGAACAUAUCACUGUAGACCAGAUAUUCGUUCACCUCAACUGCGCGUGAUCGCGCUUCUUCUUUGCACGUCGACUCUCUAUCAUCUUCAGUGAGUUCGCCAGCUUCAUUACCUGGCGAACAUUGCUAGAAGCCUUGGAUCGACCCGCGGAUCUCCCCGACAUGCCUUGACUUUACCCUCCGCAUCCAACUUCCAUUCGGCUCUCUAUUCUCGGGUUGCUCUUAGGAGCUGAUAGUGGAGAUGGCUGCCGCGGCCAUCAGCAACGGCAGCGUCGCAAACAAUUCAAAUGCGAUCAAUGGGGGGAUCACAGCUGCUUCGCGAUUUGCCGACAUUCCUUCUGCGGUCGAUAUUCCUGUGUCGGGAGGUCUCGAUGCUGAUGAAGCGGUCGAAGUGAACCUCGAGGACAAUCUGGAUGACCCAACAGAACUCUGCCAGCUACUCGAGAACGAGAAAGCGGCUAAAAAUUUGUGGAUAACAAUUGCGUUAGCUUAUGCGAAACAAAAACAAAUCGACCAUGCUAUCGAGAUCCUGGUCAAGGGCUUGGGAUCGCUGUCGAGAAGUGGACCGAAAGAGAGGUUGAGUCUGCUGACAUGUGUAGCAUGGCUGAACCUACUCAAGAGCAGACAAGCACCUCGUGUGUUGCCCGAGUCUCAACAGUCUUCGGAAGCAAAGACGAAAGACCACUACCUGCGCGAAGCCACUGCCACCAUUAACGAUGCACUUCGAAUUAACCCUGCGUAUCCUCCCUUGUACCUCACACGAGGUGUGUUGUAUCUUCUUCGAGCAUCCUUGCAAUCCUCCACGAAGACUGGCGCUGAAGCAGAAAGAGCAGAAUCUCUCAAACAGGCUUUGAAAUGCUUCGAUGAUGCUCUGAGAGCUUCCGAUGGCCGCAACAUGAUGGCUGCAAUGGGACGCGCCAGGACACUCUAUCUUCUCAAGCAGUUUAGCCCCGCUCUCCAAGUAUAUCAGGAGGUUUUGUCAAAGAUGCCUGGUCAUACCGAUCCGGACCCACGGAUAGGUAUCGGCUGCUGUUACUGGCAAUUGGGAUUUCAUGAAAGAGCCAAGAUGGCCUGGGAGAGAUCAGUGGCGCUGAACCCGGAGUCAAAGGUUGCGCAUGCGCUGCUGGGAGUCUAUUAUCUGCAUGAGAGUGCGAAGUACCCAGCCUCCGAUCCGCAGUUCAAUCUUCUCUACAAGAAGGCCAUGAGUGAGCACACGAAGAAAGCCUAUACUAUCGACAAGAACUUCCCGCUCAGCUGUGCGACUUUUGCGAGCUACUUCUUGCUGACUGGUCGAUAUGACACGGUGGAACCUCUGGCACGCAAGGCCAUUGAACAAACCGACAUCAACGCCAUCGCCAGUGAUGGAUGGUAUCUGCUGGCCCGCAAAGAGCACAACAAAGGCGAUCUGGCCAAGGCAAGUGAUUACUACACUCGAUCUGAUCAGGCCAGAGGAGGGCUUGACAAAGGGUAUUUCCCUGCCAAGUUUGGUCUCAUCCAAAUCAUGGUGCAAUCUGGGGACUUGCAAGGCGCCAAGUUUCGCCUCGAAUCACUGGGUCAGCUCAACCGGCAUGUUGAAGCCAUGACGCUGUUGGGAUGCUUGUAUGCAGAAGAAGCGUUCUCGUCCCAGAACACUCCGACGAAAGAGGAGAAGGCUGCCUCAGCUCGCAAAGCCAUCACGCUUCUGGAGAACGUCCGCCGAACAUGGAAGGAUGAAAAAUCUCGGGUCAGACCCGAUGAGUCUGUACUGCUUUAUCUGGCGCGUUUGUACGAGCUGGAGAACCCGGUGGAGAGCUUUAAAUGUCUCCAACAAGUUGAGGCGAUGCAAUUGGAAAAGAUUCUUGACGAGGACAAGCCGGAUGUAGGCGAGGAUGAAGCGACCUAUAUCAGUCAACUACGCGAAAACCUUCCUCCGCAACUGCUCAACAAUAUGGCUUGUUUCCUGUACAAUCAGGAGUCGUACUCCCUCGCUCGGGAGACGUUCCAGAUCGCUCUCAACGCCUGCGUCAAGCUGACUGAGAAACAGGAAGCGGAGAAAAAGGCUGUGGAGGAGGAAAAGAUCAGUUCGGAAGAGGUCGACAACAGUGAUACAGAUGCACUUGUGACCACGAUAUCCUACAAUUUGGCUCGUACCUACGAAGCUUUGGGCCUGACGGCCGAAGCGCAGAAGGUUUAUGAAGGUCUCCUUGCUAGACAUGCCGACUACACCGAUGCUUCAGCCCGUCUAGCCUUCCUCGCUUUGGAGUCCUCGCCGCGAGACGAGGGUCCCCGGAAAAUUCAUGCAGUGUACCAAAGUGACUAUGGCAAUACUGAAGUCCGAGCACUGAUGGGCUGGUACCAUCAUAGCGCGAAGAAGAAAACCAACAAUGUCGCCGAAGAUGUGGAAUACCGACACUACAAACAUACACUGCAAGGCUAUGAUAAGCACGACCUAUAUUCGCUCACGGGGAUGGGAAAUGUGCAUCUUGCCAUCGCCAGGGACAUGCCUCGCAAUACCGACCAGGAAAAGGAAAAGCGUAGCAAGAUGUACGCCAAGGCAUACGAGUUUUUCGACAAAGCACUGCAGCUGGAUCCGAAGAAUGCAUAUGCGGCGCAGGGUGUAGCGAUUGCAUUGUGCGAUGACAAAAAGGCUUAUUCGGAUGCCCUUCAGAUCUUCACCAAGGUCAAGGAUACCUUGCGGGAUGCGUCUGUGAAUGUCAACUUGGGCCACAUCUUGACGGAGCUUCGUCAGUACCAACGGGCGAUUGACAAUUACGACCUGGCCAUGCGGAAGGAAGGCAAGGCCGAGAAUGCGCAGUUGCUUGCCUGCUUAUCAAGAGCAUGGUUGUUGAAAGGCAAGGCUGAUAGAUCCAUUCCUGCUCUGAACACCGCUCUUGACUACAUGAAGCGUGCACUGGCAACUCAAUCCGACUCUCCUCAUUUGCAGUUCAAUGUGGCUUUCAUCCAGUUCCAGAUCGCACAGCAUGUCAAUCAAGCCAAGGAGACCGAUCGUACUUUGGAAGAUGUGGACGCCGCUAUUGCCGGUCUGGAGGCGGCCAUUGAAACAUUCGAGCAAGUGGCUCGACAUAAACAGCCUCCGUAUCCUCGAACUGCACUUGAACAGCGUGCGGCCAUGGGUAAGAACACGAUGAGAAACCAGCUUGAACGACAACGUGCGCGGCAGGCGGCUUACGAGAGUGAGAAUGCGGCGAAAUUGGAAGAGGCCAAACAGAAACGUCAAGAAGAACUUCGCCGACGAGAAGAAGCCGCCCGAAGACGCAGGGAGGAGGAAGAAGAACGUGCAAGAAAAAUCGCAGAAGAGCGGAGGAAGAUCAUCGAGGAGACGGAGAGGAUCGCCGAGCAAGUACGUGCUGAAGCGCUGGCCCGAGAAGCAGCCGAGUACACCGACGACGACGAGACCGGCGAACGAGUCAAGCGCAAGUCCAAGAAAGGGGGGUCUAAACGAAAGAAGAGAGAUGAUGAGGAUGGAUUCAUCGAAGACGAUGGUGAUGUGGAUGGAAGAAGUGAGCGGACCGUGUCCAGGACGCCAAUGAGCGGCGGCGGUUCGGACAAUGAAGGCACGGCGGAAAAGCCCAAAAAGAAACGGAGAAAGCUGGAGCGCAAGAAUACUCCGAAACAGUCGAAAAAGAAUGACAAAUACAAGUCGGCUGCCGUGGUGGUUGACUCAGAUUCGGAAUUGGAAGAUGAGCCGGAAGCAGUGGCAACACCUGAAGCAGGUGCCGAGACGCCGCCUUCUGAUGUGCGUGAUCGCGACGAGGAGAUGGUGGACAGGCGUGAUGAUGAUGAAGAGGAUGAAGCAGUCCAACCUCAGCCGCGGCCAAGACAGAGAAAACAACUGCGGACCAUUGCCGACGACGAUUCCGACGAGGAAGAAGACGAAGAAGACCAUGAGGGUCGGAAUGGUACCGCCGAGUCGACGGGAGCUCAGGAAGCUGGCGCUGCCGGGGUUGCCAGCGACGAAGACGAGUGAAGCUAGCAAAUUCAACCACAGUUGAUUGAGUCUUCGUUCAUCUUGGAAGCAUCGCCGCAGCAAUUGCUGCGCUCUGGGCAAACGAUCUCGUUUGUCUUUGCGGAUGAGUGUAAGAUGUAGCAUAGCAAAAGCAAUUCACGGAAGAUAGACCACCAUAACAUUGCACCGCGACUACCUUGAUUUUCUCGGCCCAGCUGUACCGUGUUGCCUGAAGUGUGGUGUUGGAGUGGCCGGUCGCUGCAAGUAUAUUGAUUGGCACGACAAGGCCGACUGACAGAGAUGAAUCUGCCGAACACCAGCGGCAGGCUACCAGUAGGAUUAGAGUUCUGGGGCAAUAGCUUGCAAUGGUGUGAUGAUGAGCUCG
Messenger RNA from Exophiala dermatitidis NIH/UT8656, 4353 nucleotides. RefSeq lists its product as uncharacterized. Gene Ontology annotation, cellular component: Cdc73/Paf1 complex. Gene Ontology annotation, molecular function: RNA polymerase II complex binding. The record is from RefSeq and is a predicted model, not a curated record. The transcript has a single exon. Bases 264 to 3989 code for a protein of 1241 amino acids. Gene Ontology annotation, biological process: regulation of DNA-templated transcription. NCBI's taxonomy places the organism in Eukaryota, Fungi, Ascomycota, Eurotiomycetes, Chaetothyriales, Herpotrichiellaceae.